AUGCUCGUCGUACAGCACGCUCCGAGGAUGGGUUCGUCGCAGCCGCCCUCGGGCCAUUUUCAACCUUUUGGUUACCAAGUACCUUCUAAUCAAGACCCUCCUAUUACCGAUCCGCCUGAGCCUGCGCCUGGUGCUCCCCUCUUAUCAGACAACGAUAGCAGACUUCUCUCAUCGUUCUUCGACGACAUAAACGCCGAUCAAUUCAAUGUACCCUCUUUCGGCGAGGUCGGCCUACAAUUCAGUGAGAGUUGGUUCGAUCUUCCUCCACAGUUUAUGGGAUCCAGUACUUCGUUUGGCCAACAGCCAGGAUCUUCGUUAGGCGAGCCUUCAUCACAAGGACCGUCUCAUGGCAUUCAUGAAUUCCAUGGUAUAGCAUCCAUGGGGUCCAAUAUGAUGCCUCCUCCACCCCCGCCCCCAGUGCAUUCCCAUCACCAGGGCGAGCAUCGCCACGCCUCUGAUGAUGUGCUACAUGCAGCUGCUACUCUUGUUCAGAAUGGUUCAAACCAACGACAGUCUUCCAAUGGAGUUGAUAGCUCGGUGCAAAGGUCAAUAGGCCCUCCAGUGGGUCAUCUCCGUCACCAGCCAUUGGAAGAGUUUCGCGAGGAACAUCGACGCAGCGUGGCGGCUAGUGAACAAGAGCACUACCCAGAUUGGAUGGUAGGGACACAUGAACUACGCCAACAUCGAGCACCUCCUACCGAAUAUCAAUGGGGUUCUGAUGCCAACUUCAACCAAGUUACAUAUACCCCGAGUUCGGAAAAAGAAACAACGGAGUCUCUAUCAAAAGACCAACUAGGGAUGCUCGACUGUCUAGCCCAAAGUCAAAGUGCUGGCAAUACGCGACCCAGCAGUCCACUUCAAACCAAGGCACAACUCCCACACAGCAAACUAUCUGAAUUCACGAAAGUGCAAGAGAUUGACACGCCCCCAAGGAAAAGGAGAAAGAGCAGGAAUAGCAAGGAUGCCCCGAAUGAGGAGAUACAAGAAGAAACAGGUGCCUCAAAGCCUAUACGAAGACGCAAGCCCAAGGCGGAGCGUGCAGGGUCGAUCGCCUCAGCUGUUGCCAGCGAGGCUCCCGGUGGAAAACGUCGCAAAUCAGCUGCCAAUAAUGCUAAGUUGUCGAGAGAAAAUCUUUCGGAAGAACAGAAACGCGAAAAUCAUAUAAAGAGCGAGCAGAAACGGCGCACCCUUAUCAAAGAGGGCUUCGACGAUCUAUGCGAGCUCGUUCCCGGGCUUCGCGGCGGUGGUUUUAGUAAAAGCACAAUGCUUGCGAUGGCGGCGGAAUGGCUGGAUGAUUUGAUCAAGGGUAACAAAGCUUUGGAGGCUCAGGCUGCUGCUCUAGAGGAGCGCCCGUAG
Fusarium coffeatum is the source of this 1356-nucleotide messenger RNA. RefSeq lists its product as uncharacterized. The transcript is spliced from 2 exons. The record is from RefSeq and is a predicted model, not a curated record. Bases 1 to 1356 code for a protein of 451 amino acids. Gene Ontology annotation, biological process: regulation of transcription by RNA polymerase II. NCBI's taxonomy places the organism in Eukaryota, Fungi, Ascomycota, Sordariomycetes, Hypocreales, Nectriaceae. Gene Ontology annotation, molecular function: protein dimerization activity; RNA polymerase II cis-regulatory region sequence-specific DNA binding; DNA-binding transcription factor activity, RNA polymerase II-specific.